AUGUCCGCCGGGAGGUCCGCCCACAACAGGAGCUCCGGCUCGCGCCUCGCGCUGGGCCUUGGCGGCUCAGGAGCCGGAGGACAUUCCGUCGAACGCCUUGCCUGCAGCCAAGCCAUCGACGGCAGUGGUGUGCCACGGCAGUGCCCGUGUGGGGCGCAGCCGGGUAGAGGUGGGCCUCGCCUCCGUCUUCGGACCGUGGAGAUGAGGCCCUUGCGCCGGGCGCUGGGUGCCUCGGCUCCUUCGCACAACAGCACAAGCAGGCUUGGCUGCUACGCUGGCAUUGGCUAG
Molecule: messenger RNA, 288 nt
Organism: Miscanthus lutarioriparius
Lineage: Eukaryota; Viridiplantae; Streptophyta; Magnoliopsida; Poales; Poaceae
Source: the annotation of a GenBank genome assembly